UUAGAAAGAAAUAUGAGCUACGGAAGGGAAAUAACACAAUAUAUGAUGUAAAUUUAAUAUAUACAUUUUAAAGAAUCAAUCUUUUUCAAAUAUAAUAUGAAUGUGAUUCUUGCAAUUCUACAAAGGAAUUACUUGCUACUAACUUACUAGCAUUGGGAUGGUUGGGAGUAAUUUUGAUAUGAUUAAACGUCAUUCUCUAAUAUCACUCGUAUAAUAUUAGUGCAAUUUUGAAUUUUUUUUUUUAUUUAAAGAAAAGAACUUUUGUAUUAAUGAGAAAAUGCCACGGGGGCUGGGCCACAAUUGAAGUAGUGUCCAUAUCAUUAAGGCCCAAAUGMCAGUUGGGAGAAAAUGAAGACCACAAGAUUGAAGAGCCAAUACCCAUAAAUUAAAUAAGGAUGCCAAAUCUUAAUAUUCACCGCCAAACUUCAUCAGUGUUAAAGUCAAAUAUGAUUUAAGGUCUGGAGUGGAAUUUAAGUCUGAACCACAGCCACUGAGAAAAAUAAAGAAAAUCCAUUUGCAGAGCCCAGUCGGCUACCCACAGAAAACAAAAAUGGUGGACAAUCGCAACGGAGAAAAAAUUCCGGUCGAAAUCCUCUUCUCCGACGACGGUAAUUACGACCGGCAAAGGGAUUUGAAAGCUUUAGACGGAUCCAAAUUGGGGGUAAAAGGCCUGGUAGACCUAGGGUUCACCAAGGUCCCAAGAAUCUUCAUCCACCAAAAUCGGAACUCCUCCGAUCCACCACCAUCCGACGACUCCAAUUUCACAAUCCCCAUCAUCGAUUUGCAAGCAGCGGCCCAAAACCCCCAAUCGCGCGCCGCCGUGAUCGACCAAAUCCGCGACGCCUGCGAAAAUUGGGGGUUCUUCCAAGUCCUCAACCACGGCGUCCCCUCAGAGGUCGCGGCGGAGAUGCUCGACGGAAUCCGGCGGUUCCACGAGCAAGACGGUGAGCAGAAGAGGAAUCUCUACUCUCGCGACUACACGAAAAAGGUACUCUACAACACCAAUUUCGAUCUGUUUCAGGCCGCUGCCACCAACUGGAGGGACACGAUCACCUGCGUGAUUGCUCCGCGGGGAGCCCGGCCGGAGGAGGUGCCCUUAAUCUGUAGGGACAGUGUCCUUAAUUACUCGGCGAGGGUGAUGGAAUUGGGGCGGAAUCUGCUGGAAUUGGUGUCGGAAGGAUUGGGGGUCGGGCCGGACCGGUUGAAGGAGAUGGGGUGCGGCGAGGGGCUGGUUCUGUUUGGGCAUUACUACCCGGCGUGCCCUGAGCCGGAGCUCACUUUGGGAACCAGUGACCAUUCCGAUAGCAGUUUUCUGACGGUGCUGCUGCAGGACCAAAUCGGCGGCCUCCAAGUCCGCCGUGGAGAGCGGUGGGUCGACGUUCCUCCGGUCGAUGGAGCUCUUGUUGUUAACCUUGGCGAUAUGUUACAGCUGAUUUCUAAUGGUAGGUUUAAGAGUGUGAAGCAUAGGGUGAUAGCAAAAAAGGAAGGGCCAAGAAUUUCAGUGGCAUGUUUUUUUAGGUACAAUUGUCCACCGGAGAGUGAGUUGAAAGUUUAUGGACCGAUUAAGGAGUUGAUUUCUGAGGAGAAUCCACCACUGUACAGAGAAACAACCAUCAAGAACUUUGUGGCACAUUACUAUUCAAAGGGCCUUAAUGGAGUCUCUGCACUUGAACACUUCAAACUAUGAGCUACUAUGGUGAAGAUGAUCAUUACAUUUUAUAUUAAACUUCAUAAUCAAAUAUGUCUUGUGCAAUAUAACAAUGGAUUUGAAGAUCACUGUAACUGUAACUAUAACAGUCACUUUCAAUGACUUUUGUUUUGCUCCA
Messenger RNA from Momordica charantia (bitter melon), 1826 nucleotides. Its product is annotated as 1-aminocyclopropane-1-carboxylate oxidase homolog 1. NCBI's taxonomy places the organism in Eukaryota, Viridiplantae, Streptophyta, Magnoliopsida, Cucurbitales, Cucurbitaceae. The record is from RefSeq and is a predicted model, not a curated record.